GCAGGAAGCAACGAGAAGGGUUUGGAGAGAGGCAAUGUUUACAAGCUAGGAUUGGACCUGUUUCCUUUACAAAUACAGAUCACUAAUGGUGUGGGUGUUUAUCAUGAAUCGGAUGAGUUCUCAGAGCAGCACCUCAGCUCAGCGCAGGCGCAUGGCCUUGGGAAUCGUCAUGCUCCUGCUCGUUGAUGUCAUUUGGGUUGCUUCAUCAGAGCUCACAUCGUACAUUUUCAAGCGUCAAGACUAUAAUAAACCCUUCUUCAGUACUUUUGCGAAGACAUCCAUGUUUGUCCUCUACUUGGUUGGAUUUCUUGUGUGGAAGCCCUGGAGGCAGCAGUGCACAAGAGGAUUUCGAGGGAGACAUGCUGCACUUUUUGCAGAUGCAGACGGCUACUUUACAGCAUGCACUACAGAUAACAGUUUUAACAACUCCCUGAGUGAACCACUUUAUGUUCCUGUGAAGUUCCAGGAUGUUCCCUCAGAAAAGGUUGCCGAUGCCAACGGUGAAUGUGCAGAAUCUCCUAAAAAGCCUCGCGUUCGAUUCAGCAACAUCAUGGAAGUACGUCAGCUUCCAUCCACCCAUGCACUGGAAGCUAAACUUUCUCGCAUGUCCUACCCAGCAGCAAAGGACCAUGAGGACCAUGAGUCAGUAUUAAAAACUGUUAGCAAACUACCUGUAACACAGGUGGCAAAAAUCAGCUUCUUCUUUUGUUUUGUGUGGUUUUUAGCUAAUUUCUCCUAUCAAGAGGCACUGUCAGAUACGCAGGUAGCCAUCGUAAACAUCUUGUCCUCAACUUCUGGGCUAUUCACUUUAAUCCUGGCAGCAGUGUUUCCCAGUAACAGUGGAGACAGGUUUACUCUGUCCAAGCUUUUAGCAGUGGCUUUAAGCAUCGGAGGAGUCGUUCUUGUAAGUUUGUCGGGUUCUGAUAAUACUGAUGGGAAAGACAUCGUAGGGUCUCUCUGGUCAUUAGUGGGAGCAGUGUUAUAUGCUGUAUACAUAGUCAUGAUUAAAAGAAAAGUGGAUCGUGAGGACAAACUUGAUAUACCCAUGUUCUUUGGGUUUGUUGGCUUGUUUAACCUUUUGUUCCUAUGGCCAGGCUUUUUCUUGCUUCAUUACACUGGUUUUGAGGCCUUUGAGUUACCCAGUAAGCUUGUGUGGAUGUAUCUCAUCAUUAAUGGACUUAUUGGGACAGUUCUAUCUGAGUUUCUUUGGCUAUGGGGUUGCUUUCUAACCUCUUCAUUGAUAGGUACACUUGCAUUGAGUCUUACGGUACCUCUGUCCAUAAUUGCUGACAUGUGCAUGCAAAAGGUGCGGUUUUCUUGGCUGUUUUUUGCAGGUGCCGUCCCUGUUUUUCUUUCCUUCUUCAUUGUUACCAUUUUAUGCCACUACAAUAACUGGGAUCCAGUGAUGGUGGGUGUGAGAAGGGUUUUUGCUUUUAUCUGUCGGAAGCAUCGAGUACAAAGGACCUUAGAAGGAACUCGAGUUGGUUUGGGCAUCUGUAGUAGUUAUUUUAAUAAGUUAAAGAGGUGUCCUGUAUUACACAGAACUUCAGAAGACAGUGAGCAGUGUGAAAGCCUCAUUCCUAUGCAUGGUGUUUCUCAGGAUGAUGGGCCCAGCUGCUGUUCAUAAACUACAGAGUAAGAGCAGCGUUUGGCAAAGUGACAAUCCUGGAGAAGCCUGAAGGAAACUUUGUUUUUCAGUGCCUCUUUUUACUUUUUUUUUUUUUUUUUUUUAAUGAUGUGCAAACAUUUGAUCCCUUCAAACUUAAAUUACUGUACCUUCGCAAGGACCCCCUUUUAUACUGGACUUUGUUUAAUGGUACGUACCUGCAGAUUUGUUAGGAAACCAAAACCUUUGGAGUAGCCUACCUGCCUUACCGAAUGUAAAGAAUGACAAUAUGGGGAGACCACUUGAAACACUCAGACUUUUCAGCACAGUAGAGCACAUAAGAGGUAACGGUUUACUCUUUUCAUUUUCACUAGAUGCUGGAUACUAAUAUAAGACGUGUGAAUUGGUACUACAUCCUCCCACUAAGCUCUGAAAGGAAAAGUACCCUUUCUAUUGGAUGUGGUACAGAAUACCAACACCCUACAGUGUACAUAGGAGAUCAAAUAUGAAUACAACAGAAGAUAAAAGUAUUAUAUUUUAUUGUAAAAAAAAAAAAAAAGGAAAA
This is a messenger RNA of Polyodon spathula (Mississippi paddlefish), 2171 nucleotides long. RefSeq names its product solute carrier family 35 member F5-like. Gene Ontology annotation, biological process: regulation of peptide transport. Gene Ontology annotation, cellular component: membrane. The transcript is spliced from 15 exons. Bases 86 to 1627 code for a protein of 513 amino acids. Lineage: Eukaryota; Metazoa; Chordata; Actinopteri; Acipenseriformes; Polyodontidae. The record is from RefSeq and is a predicted model, not a curated record.